UCUUUUAAGGGACAAAACACAUGAGCCAUCAAAUAAAAGGGCACCUUCGGCGCCCUGGAAGCACUCUAGUAAAAACUUUAUCCAGGACUCCCCCCCCCUUACCAUCCUCCCCUUCUCCCAAUAAUAGUAGAAUUUAAAACCUGUCAACCAUUUUGGGUCUCUACGUGGGAAACACUGCCGGGCACCGGUGGGUUUAAGAAACGACUCUGAGCGCCGCGGCCGCGGCUCCCCUCCCCCUGGGCCGCGGGGGAGGCGGCCGAGGAGGAGGAGGAAGAAAAUGCUUUCUGGGGAGGGGGUAGCGGGAGAGGGCGAGGGACGGAGAGCGUUCGCUUUACCUGAGACCAGCCACUGGCCUCCAUUGUUGGAGAAUUCAAUGGCAUUGACACAGCCGAAGUGGCCCAGGAGAUCCUUCUUGUAGAGGUUCCUGCAGCCCCGCAGGCGUCUCCGCUGGAAGUCGUGGCCAGCCAUGGCAGAGAGGUGUUAGACACUCCGCCGCUUCCUGAUCCCGCUGGCUCCUCCCCGCUCCCCUCAGCAGCUGAUCCCUCAGCUGCAGCCCGCGCCUCCCGGCCCGGCUCUAACGUCGCUGCCGCUGCCGCCGCCGCCGCCGCCGCUGCCGCCGCUUUUUGACUCGCGCCUGUAACGGUGCGCGGGGGAGGAUGGAUGCGCUCCCCGCUGCCAGGCCACUUCCACUGUCUGCGGCGGACGUUUGCCGCCGCCGCCCGGUUGCCCUGCCUGAGGGGCUGCCCUGCCCGCCUGAGGGGCUUUGCCUCGGCACCGCGGCUGGCAACAGGUGUUGCCGCAGGGAGCGGGCGGCGUCCCUGAUGGAGAUGAGCGGGAAACUACCUCUCCAGAGGCACGGCCGCACCGCCGAGGGACGACCUCCGAAGUCCUGCCAGCAGCUCACUUUAGGGAAGGCCAUGAUAAAAUCCUACAAUGCCAUUUUGAGGGGGGAAAAGGGAGAUUAAAAGCCAAAUAAAAUAAAAAUGCCUAAGCAAACAGCAGUGACAGUUACUUUGGCUACCCUGCUGGGUGUUGCACUGGGGGGCCUGGUUUUGUGGAAAGCAGCCCAGCGUCGUAAAGGAAAAGCACACUGUGCUGGUCAGCCAGAGGAAGCAGGUGUAAACGUGCCAGAUGAGACACUGGUAAAUGCAGAGGAUAAGGAGGUGCUUUCCUUCUGCAGUUCUCCCAGCUUUUCCUGGGUAGAAAGGACCCUUGGUGCAGACAUAGUGAUAGUUUCAGCGCAGGAGCAGUGGGAUCGUGUGGAGCCUUUGCUGAAGAAGGAGCUGAAGAAGUGGCCGGUGCUAGGAAUCGACUGUGAGUGGGUAUCUGUGGAAGGCAAACCAAAUCCUGUAUCCCUCCUACAGAUGGCUUCUUCCAGUGGCCUCUGCGUUCUUGUUAGGCUGCCCAGGCUUGUUGCCAAUGGACAGACUAUCCCAAAGAGCCUGUUGGACAUCAUGGCAGAUAGCACUGUGUUGAAGGUUGGGGUAGGGUGCUGGGAAGAUGCUUGCAAAUUGCUUCAUGAUUAUGGUUUUCCAGUCAGAGGGAGCGUGGAUCUCCGGUAUUUAGCCAUGAGACAGCGGAAGGACCUACUUGACAGCUGCCUUAGCCUUAAGUCUUUAGCUGAGAAAGUCCUGAACUGCUCACUUGACAAAUCUCCUCAUGUGCGUUGCAGCAACUGGGAGGCAGAAGAACUGGAACAAGAUCAGGUCCUCUAUGCUGCUAGGGAUGCCCAGGUCUCGGUGGCUCUGUUCCUCCAUUUGCUGGGCUGUGCCAUCCUCCCUGACACGUCUGAUGGUGAAAACUCAGCUGCUGCUUGGGAAAAAGCGCUGGGUAAAUGCCGGGGCCUGGUGGAUAUCCCAUUUAGAGGAAGAAGGAGUGGCAGCACAGGAGAGGAGAAGAGUGGAGAGGGACAGUCCCCUCAGAAAGCAAGAAGUCGGAAGUGCGUGGGGAACGGGCAGCCCUCGGGCAGCCAGCAAGGCAGAGACCCCCGGAGGCAGAAGCGAAAGCCUCUGGGCGUGGGAUAUUCUGCACGCAAAUCUCCGCUGUAUGACAACUGCUUCCUGCACGCACCGGAUGGACAGCCCCUCUGCACUUGUGACCACAAGAAGGCUCAGUGGUAUCUGGACAAGGGGAUUGGAGUAUUCUCUGUUCUUUCAGAGCUGGUUAGCACAGACCCGUUUGUUGUCAAGCUGCGGUUCGAGCCUGCAGGGCGGCCUGAGUCUCAAGUCGAUUAUUAUCUGACAGUCAAAGAGAACCUCUGCGUCGUCUGUGGCAAGCGAGAGUCCUAUAUCCGGAAGAACAUCGUUCCUCAUGAGUACCGAAAGCAUUUCCCCGUCCAGAUGAAGGACCACAACUCCCACGAUGUGCUCCUGCUCUGCACCUCCUGCCAUGCCAUCUCCAAUUACUAUGACAGCCACCUCAAGCAGCAGCUGGCUGAGGAGUUCAAUGCCCCCAUUGGCUCUGAAGAGGGGGUGCGGCUGCUGGAGGACCCUCUGCGCAGGCAGGUGCGCUCAGCCGCCCGCGCCCUGCUGAAUGCUGACAGCCUGCCCAAGCCCCGCAGGGCAGAGCUGCUGCACUGCAUCAAGGACUUCUUCAACGCAGAGGCAGUCACCCCAGAGAUGCUCCAAGAAGCAGCUGGUCUAGAAACCAGGAUCUGUAAUGAGAGCUACAUGCCGCACGGACUGAAGGUGGUGCAGUGCUUUGCUAAGGGAGGUCUGCGCUCGCUGAUGGAGCUGGAGAGGCGCUGGCGGCAGCACUUCCUGGACAGCAUGCAGCCCAGGCACCUCCCCCAGCAGUGGGCUGUGGAUCAUAACCACGGCAAGCUGAUCCGAAAGUACGGGGAGGAUCUGCAGGUCAAGCUGUCGUGAAAAUGACCUCCUGCACUCUAGGCAAUGUCAACUGGCCACGUGGAACUGAAGGUGGAAGGGCUGGGCUUUUGUCUGGCUCUGCAAACAGGCAGCAGCACCACUGCCAGAUCUGGUGUUUUACAGAAUUCAGUCUGCUGACUUGAAUUUUCAGGUGGUUUGGAAUUUGUAGUCCUAGCCUGUCACUGACUAGGUCAGUGUGAGGGUGCUGUGCUAGAGGAACUCACCUUAAAGUGACUGGAGAGUUGCUUUGUAACCCUUAGGAUGUCUGAUAUCUGCAGAUCAUCUCUCUAAACACAGCACAAGAAGUGAACCUUUCCAAGUGUUCUCACCUUCUUAAAGUGACUGUGGAGAGUUGUUUUUCUAACUCCUAGAAUGUGUGAUGUCUUCAGCUCAUCUCUCUUAACACAGCACAAGAAACGGACAGUUCCAGGUGUUCUCUCCUUCUUAAAGUGACCGUGGAGAGUUGUGUUCUAACCCCUAGGGUGUUUGAUGUCUGCAGAUCAUCUCUCUUCACACAGCACAAGAAAUGAACCUUUCCAGGUGUUCUCACCUUCUUAAAGUGACUGUGGAGAGUUGUUUUUCUAACUCCUAGAAUGUGUGAUGUCUUCAGCUCAUCUCUCUUAACACAGCACAAGAAACGGACAGUUCCAGGUGUUCUCUCCUUCUUAAAGUGACCGUGGAGAGUUGUGUUCUAACCCCUAGGGUGUUUGAUGUCUGCAGAUCAUCUCUCUUCACACAGCACAAGAAAUGAACCUUUCCAGGUGUUCUCACCUUCUUAAAGUGACUGUGGAGAGUUGUUUUUCUAACUCCUAGGAUGUCUGAUGUCUUCGGGUCAUCUCUUAACACAGCACAGUGAAUGAACAUUUCCAGGUGUUCUGACAGAUAUGAACAUUUCCAGGUGAUUUGACACCUCGGGAGUCUCCUGAUAGAAAUCUCUUUGCUUUCAAUGCAGCUGUACUCCUAUGGGCUGUUCUCAGAGAAUACUCCCUACCAGAGAGAGAUUCCAUGUUUGGAAGUGACAAAUAUCUCAGCCAGAGACUCUUGCUGGCAGUUGCCUGAUGAGAAGCAAAACUCUUGGUCUCUGGCAGUAUGGAAGCACCCACGUCAAGUCUUUUCUUAAACAGCUUCCAAUAACACACAGCCUAUUAAGAAAAUGUCCUCAUUUCGUUUGUUUAUGAUGAGUAGCUCUUGGCAGGUACCCAUUCAUAUCAGACUCACUUCAUAGUGUCAUAGAGCUGUUUUGGUUGGAAAAUGAGGUCAGGUGUUUUAAAAGGCAUGAGAGGAAGCAAAUUUCACUUGAAGACCAGCAUCUUUUAAGAGGUCAGACCACUUAAAACUUCAUAGAUACACAGAUUGCAUUGGCUCAGAAGGCAUCCUCAAAGGGUCUCUUGUCCAACACCCCUGCAGUGGGCAGGGACACCUCCAGCUAGAUGAGGUUGCCCAAGGCCAUGUAGAGUCUGAUCUUGAAUCUUGCCCACAUUUCUGGGUAUCCUGUUCCAGUAUUUUACCACUCUUAUUGUAAAGAACUUCCUCUUUAUGUCCAACCUAAAUAUCCCUGCUCCAUUUAAAAAACAUUCCCCUUCCUAUUCCUGCAAGCCCUUCUAAACAGUCCCUCCCCAGCUUUUCUGUAGUUCCCCUACAGAUACUGAAAUGUAGCUCUUAAGGUCUCCCCAGCGCCUUCUCCUCUCCAGGCUGAACAGACCCAGCUCUUUCAGCCUGUCUUCACAGCAGAGGUUCUGCAGCCCUCUGAGCAUUGUGGCCCUCCUCUGGAUCUGCUCCAGCAGGUCCAUGUCUCUCUUGUGCUGGAGGCCCCAAAGCUGGGCAUAGUACUCCAGGUGAGGUCUCAUUGGAGCAGAGCAGUGGGGCAGGAUCACCUCUCUUGGCUUUCUGGCCAUUCUUUGGGUGCAGCCCAGGAUUUGAUUUGCCUUCUGGGCUGUAAGUGCAGAUUGUUGGCUCAUGUACAGCUUCUCAUCCACCAGUAGCCUCAAGUCCUUUUCUACAGGGCUUCUCAUCAUCCCCCAGCCUAUGUGCAUGCCCAGGAUUGCCCUGACCUAGGUGCAGGACCUUUGCCUUACUGAACUUCAUGAGACUCUCCUCAGCUCGCCUCUCCAGCCUGCCCGGGGCCCUCUGGAUGGCAUCCUGUCCUUCAGUCUUGGCAACUGUACCACUCCACCUGGUAUCAUCUGCAGAUGUGCUGAGAGUGCUUUCAAUCCUGCUGUCUGUAUCUUUGGUGAAGGCACUGAACAGUACAGGUCCCAACACAGACCCUUGAGGGACCACUUGUCACACAUCUCCAUCUGGGACAUCAAGCCACUGACCACUGCCCUUUGGAUGUGAUCAUCUAAUCAAUUUCUUAUCCACUAAACACUCCACCCAUCAAAUCCACAUCUCUCCAUCUUAGACAGAAGGAUGCUGCAGAGGCCUGUGUCAGAGGCUCUACGAAAGUCUGGAUAGAGGACAUCUGUUGGUCUUCCCUUGUCCACUGACACAGCUACACCAUCAUAGAAAGCCACAAGGUUGGUGAGGCAGGACUUGCCCUGGGUGAAGCCCUGAUGGCUGUCUUCGAUCAUCUUCCCAUCCUCCAUAUGUUCAGUACAGCCUCCAGGAGGGUUUGUUCCAUGGUCUGCCCAGGCACAGAGGGGAGGCUGACAGGUUGAUCAUUUCCUGAGUCCUCUUACCUUUCUUUAUACAUAGGUGAAAUGUUUCCCUUCUUCCAGCCCCAGGGACUUCACCUGACUGCCAGGACCUUUCAAAUGCUAUGGAGAGUGGCUUUGCUACUACAUCAGACACUGCAGGACUCUGGGAUGCAUUUCAGUCAGGUCCCAUAGAUUUACAUAUGUUCAGGUUCUUCAGAUGGUCCUGAACUUGAUCUUCCUUUAUGGUGAGAGGAGCUUUUUUUUUUCUGUUGGGAGUGGGACAGAGCAAACCUGGUGCUCUGUUCUUAGGUCUGCUAUGUGUGGUGGGGAACAGGUCAUACUCCCUGCACACCCAUUUCCCUGCCUCUGAAAUGGGACUAAUGCUUAACUGUCUCACAAAGGUGUGAAGCUUAAUAAAAUCGUUGUUUUGUUUUGUAAA
Pogoniulus pusillus (Red-fronted tinkerbird) is the source of this 5942-nucleotide messenger RNA. RefSeq names its product exonuclease 3'-5' domain containing 2 (gene EXD2). Gene Ontology annotation, molecular function: nucleic acid binding; 3'-5' exonuclease activity. Gene Ontology annotation, biological process: nucleobase-containing compound metabolic process. The transcript is spliced from 10 exons. The record is from RefSeq and is a predicted model, not a curated record. Gene Ontology annotation, cellular component: nucleus; cytoplasm. Bases 984 to 2867 code for a protein of 627 amino acids. Lineage: Eukaryota; Metazoa; Chordata; Aves; Piciformes; Lybiidae.